Molecule: messenger RNA, 2822 nt
Organism: Hypanus sabinus (Atlantic stingray)
Lineage: Eukaryota; Metazoa; Chordata; Chondrichthyes; Myliobatiformes; Dasyatidae
Gene: prr33
Product: proline rich 33
Exons: 3
Coding region: 427-2658 (743 amino acids)
Source: RefSeq, a predicted model, not a curated record
GAAACUCGCUGUCUCCGGGCAAUGUUACAAAAGUAAUGGGGUAAAGGAAACGCGCUCUGAAUCAGGGAGACCGCAUACCAUCCCUGUAACGGAGCUUCAGUAAAUGCCCAAGUACUAAACAUCACAGGGGAUUUUUUUUUUCUCUCUGAGCCUAGGUUAACAUCCCUUCCAGCUACGGGAGGGUAUAGGCUUGGAGGAUAUGAGCACUACAUUCUGCAGCCCCAGGGUCUGAGUUGCAAAUGUUACUGAGCGAGCUAACCGGGAUCUGCAAGCUGUAGCAAGCACGUUACACUUUCACUGAAAAGCUGCAGGCAUGACUUGGUGCACCGUGAUUCCCACUGAAUGAUAGUGAUUUCCUCUGAUGUUCAGAAGUUACCAAUAACAAAUGGAGUAUAUCUCCAUAACAUUUAUAAAUAAUCUAAUGAAAUGGGAAUUAAAAUGUUAAUGGCAAUGCAACACUGCGUAUCUCCGCGCCCCAUGCCACCUCCACCUCCGGCACCAAAGCCCAACAAAGACAAUGCCAGGUUACAAAAAAUCUUGAAGCGGAUUGCAAAGCAGCAAGUUGCAGAAGUAUCAUUACAACUUGAGGAUGCAUCGGAGAAGCCACACUCAUACCCGUCCAAACCCUUCCGGGCUUCUCUGUCUCCUGUUAGUGAGGCCAGCCUUGAUCCAGAGAAGUGUGAACACCGCUCUCGAUCGCCUCAUUCCCUAAAAUCUACUCUGCCGCCUCUCAGACAAUACCUGACAGCAGUAACCCCAAUGCAUGGCAUAAGUCUGUACCCCAUUCGGAAAACAUUUUACAAGGGCAAGAUAGAGAUCCUUCAAAAGGCACAAGUAAGUGACGUGCGGAUACCAGCUGAACCUCACAGGCAGGACCCUGGUCAACAACUGCAGCCUGUGGCUCCUGUAAAGACGUUUUUCUUUUCCACAGAUCAACCAGGUAGCAAACAACAAUCACCAAUGCUUGCUAUGCCACCUCGGUUUUCCCCAAGUUUUUAUACGCAGCCUGGCACAGCGAUUCCCACUGCAAACAUUUCCACAGUUGAGUAUAUUAAACACAAAAGCCCUGUCCCUGACCUUCAUGUUGCUAAGCAAUACAAGGCCAUUGGUCCUCAAAGCACUGUGACAUCAUCUACAGGACAUGAGUUUGACAUCAACAGAGCAAAUGCACUCACCUAUGAGCCCCUGAGGUCUAAGAGUCCCACCUACGAGCCUCCGAGGGCAAAGACUCCCACCUACGAGCCUCUGAGGGCAAAGACUUUCACCUAUGAGCCUUUGAGAGCAAAAACACCCAUCUACGAGCCUCCAAGAGCGAGGACUCCCACCUUCGAGCCAGUGAGAGUAAAGACACCCACCUAUGAACCUCUGAGGGUGAAGACUCCUACCUUUGAGCCUUCAAGAGCAAAGACACCCACCUACGAGCCUCCGAGGGUGAAGACUCCCACUUACGAACCUCUGAGGGUGAAGACUCCCACCUUCGAGCCUCCGAGGGCGAAGACUCCCACUUACGAACCUCCGAGGGCGAAGACUCCCACUUACGAGCCUCCGAGGGUGAAGACUCCCACUUACGAACCUCCGAGGGCGAAGACUCCCACUUACGAACCUCCGAGGGUGAAGACUCCCACCUUCGAGCCAGUGAGAGUAAAGACACCCACCUAUGAACCUCUGAGGGUGAAGACUCCUACCUAUGAGCCUUCAACAGCAAAGACACCCACCUACGAGCCUCCGAGGGCGAAGACUCCCACUUAUGAGCCUCCGAGGGCGAAGACUCCCACUUACGAGCCUCCGAGGGUGAAGACUCCCACUUACGAACCUCCGAGGGUGAAGACUCCCACCUUCGAGCCUCCGAGGGUGAACACUCCCACCUUCGAGCCUCCGAGGGUGAAGACACCAAAUGUGGAAAUCCCAAGAGAAAAACCCCUUACACAUGAGGUGUCUCCCGAGGGCGUCACCAGAAAGGCCACCGGUGUCUCAGCUGUGCAAAAUGGUGCUGGUCGUGCAAAUGUGGAAAUACAUCACACAGAGAUGACUACCAUGGAUAAAAACAAAGUAAUGAUUGAACUCAGGCCAUCUAACUCAGUUGUUGAAACAGUAAGCAAAGAAGAGGUGAAAUCAUUUCCAAAAGCAGCUCCUCUACUGAAAGCUCCCGACAGAAUUAAACCUCCCCGAGGUAAGGUAAGUGGAUGGUCUCGUCUCAAGAAACAUAUGGUGGUGGAAGAAGAACCACCAACAUUUCCAGAGCCAGAGAAAGAACAGCCGGAGUCAGAAGCUCAAAAAGAGAAUCACAGCAGGGUAGAGAACAAGAACGAUGAGACCCAGAAAGCAAAGGGCUCACGGGCUAACAAGAUGUGGGAUGCCAUGCUGUUUCAAAUGUUUGCCUUGAAAGAGCAUUUGACAGAGACGAGGAAACCAGACCAGCAAGACCCCGAGAAAUCCACAGAAACGCAACAGAAAACAUGGUUCAGUUCACGUCUGCCACUUCUACUUUUUAGGCCUAGAUUUGAUGCUCGAAAGUUAAAAGAAGCAGUUAAAGGUCCUUUGAAGAGGAUUAGUAGCAGUUUGUUUGAAUCAGGGCUGCAUCGCAAAGCUAUUGAUGGUGAAGAGCUGAAGGAUUUUAAUCGAACUGCAAAAGGUUGGCAAAUAAAAGCAGCUGCCUAGUUAUGCAAAUUAAUGAAACAACGUGCCCUACUGACACCCGGAGUUUGCCCUUAACUCUGGAAACACCAACAAAUUAGAGUAAUGUCAGUGCUGCCAGUAUGGAUUAGAUUUUUUAAAACAAAUUCAACUAUGUUACUAAAUGUAAUAAAAAAUAAUCUCAUCCA